UCCUGGGUUCCGCGCGGGGGUGGAGGGCCGGGGUCGGACUCCUGGGUUCCGCGCCGGGCUGUGAGGCUGAUCCGGGCUGGGCGGUGACGGAGCCCGGAACCGGCGGGAUGGGCUGCGGCCGCUGCGGGUUCGACUUGGGGCACGGGCCCCAGCACCUCAUGCGUUCUGGCAUUACCCUGAUCAUCCUGGGCCACUUGAACUUCAUCCUGGGGGCCCUCGUGCACGGCACCGUCCUGCGCCACGUGGCCAACCCUGAGCGCACGGUCACCUCCGAGUACACGACCGCCAACGUCAUCUCCGUCGGCUCCGGGCUGCUGAGCAUCACUGCUGGGAUUGUGGCCAUCUUGGUGUCCCAGAACCUCCUCAAGGCAGCCCUGCACUGGGCCUUGCUGUGCGUCUCGCUGCUGAACUGCCUGCUCUCCGCGGCCUGCAGCUUGGGCUUGGCCCUGGCCGUCUCCCUCACCGUCGCCAGCAGGGGGCGCCGCCUGAUCGUGGGAUGCAACAGCUCCGCCCUCCCAGCCGACGCCCGGGCUGCCAUAGCCACCAACGACUGCCCCUUCAACACCACCCGCAUCUACGACACGGCCCUGGCGCUCUGGUUCCCCUCCAUGGUGAUGGCUGCGGUCGAAGCGGCGCUUUCCGGCAGGUGCUGUGUGGUGUCCCUGAUCCUCCGCGGCAUCGGCCCCUGUGCAGACACCUACAUCCGCCAGCAGCUGGAGGCAGAGAUGGCAACAAAGGAGGUGGCAUCUGAGGACCGGCACAAGCAAGAGCUGUGCCAGCUGCUGGCUGUGGCGGACGGGGCCCCGGCCUAGGGGCAGAGGCGCUGCUCCAGGAACCCCCCGGCCACAUCGGCCGGGAGCGGGUGAGUGAAGUGCCCGUCAUGCUGAUGCAGCCCCAUGGGAGAGGCAGAACGCAGGGCCAGGAGGGAGGGGGCAGCUGCCCCUCCCAGCAGACUGUUCCUGGGGGAGCAGGCUCUCGGCUGCUGUGGCAGGGCCCUGCUGGUAUCAGGGCUCCCGCGGCUGUCCCCCUCGUGCCAGUCCUGCUGCUGCCAGCCCUCCUGGGGCUCUUCCCACCAUGCUGUGCUGCAUUCCCAGCCCCAUAGGGCCAUGGGGGAAGGGAUCCCACCAGAGACACCAGCGGGGAGGGCAGAGACAUCUGGACAGCCAGUGACCCCCCUGCAGGUGGGGCUGGCCUUUCUCAGCACCCCUCCCUCCAGCUCUUCCCCUCAGCCUCACUCCACACUUGCCCCUUAGCUCACCCCCUCCCACUCACACACCCAGCCACGGCAUGAACCGGCCCUCGCCCCGGCACGCUGCGGGUGUGCUCGGCCCCAGGCCCUGCCAAGCCUGUGGCGCCAGGACAGGCCACGGCUCUGGGGAUGUCCUGCACCUAGCACACGGGGCUUGCUGGCCCUCAGGCACCAUCCGAAUAAACAUGGUUAAUAAACUCUCA
Molecule: messenger RNA, 1452 nt
Organism: Caretta caretta (loggerhead turtle)
Lineage: Eukaryota; Metazoa; Chordata; Testudines; Cheloniidae
Gene: KRTCAP3
Product: keratinocyte associated protein 3
Source: RefSeq, a predicted model, not a curated record